CGAGACUGACGUCUUCUUCGUCUUCCAAAAUGAUAGAAGAUGAGAUACACGCGCCGUUCCUCCCUGAGUUUAAGUCGCCGGUGCUGGAGAGUAAGAGAUCCGCCACCGGCGGUGUCGCUUCAGUUCCCGGCGCAGUGUUCAAUGUAUCGACAAGCAUUAUCGGAUGUGGAAUUAUGUCGAUUCCUGCAACUGUCAAGGUUUUAGGUGUCGUUCCAGCGUUCGCGCUUAUCGUGAUCGUCGGUGUCCUCUGCGAUUUCUCUGUCGAUUUCCUAUUGAGGUUCACAAAUGCUGGCAAGUCGACGACAUAUGCCGGUGUCAUGGGUGAAGCAUUCGGGAGAGUUGGAUCAGUUGCGUUGCAGAUUUGUGUCAUGAUCACCACCAUCGGUUCAUUGAUCAUUUAUCUCAUUAUAAUCGGUGAUGUGUUGUCGGGGAGCCAAUCCGAAGGAUCAAUACACUUCGGUGUUCUGCAAGAAUGGUUUGGCAUCCAAUGGUGGAACACACGUGCUAUCGCAAUUCUCUUCACCGUACUCUUUAUGGUGCUUCCUCUUGCAUUGUUGCGUCAUGUAGAAUCGUUGCGGUUCACUUCAGCCGUCUCAGUUCUUCUUGCUGUUGUGUUUGUUGGCAUUAGUUCAGUGAUGGCUGUACUCGCCCUUUGGGAAGGGAAAACACAGAGUCCAAGACUGCUACCAGAGGUAGCCAGCCUAUCAUCUUACUUCGAACUUUUCACUGCUGUUCCGAUCAUUGUGACAGCUUUCACCUUCCACUUCAAUGUUCAUCCAAUUGCAGCAGAGCUACCAAAUCCUUCCAAAAUGGUCUCAGCUGUGCGAAUCUCACUAGUACUAUGCACAGCAAUUUAUUUGACUGUUGGGUUCUUUGGUUACUUACUGUUUGGGGACUCCAUCAUGUCUGACAUACUAACUAAUUUUGACAGAGAUUCUAGUUCUCCUAUGGGCAAGUUGCUUGAUGACACAGUUCGGUUAAGUUACGCAUUUCAUCUAGUGUUGGUUUUCCCUCUACUAAAUUUCUCUCUUAGGGCCAACAUCCAUGAACUCUUCAACAAAUCAUCUCCAUCUGCUUUAGACACCACCCGAUUUGUCUUUCACACUUGUUGUCUUCUGGGUAUCAUUUACAUUGCGGCAAUAGCCCUUCCAGAUAUAUGGUACUUUUUUCAGUUCACGGGAUCGACAUCAGCCGUCUGUCUUACAUUCAUUUUCCCUGGUGCCAUUGUCUUGAGAGAUGUUCAUGGGAUAUCCACAAGAAGAGAUAGGAUAUUGGCAGCUAUGAUGAUAAUCUUGGCAGUAAUUACAAGCUCUAUUGCCAUUUCUUCCAAUUUAAAUAGUUUGGCUAGAAAAUCAUAAUUACCUUCUUUUCCUUUA
Messenger RNA from Telopea speciosissima, 1376 nucleotides. RefSeq names its product amino acid transporter AVT6C-like. Gene Ontology annotation, biological process: amino acid transmembrane transport. The record is from RefSeq and is a predicted model, not a curated record. The transcript has 5 exons. Bases 30 to 1358 code for a protein of 442 amino acids. NCBI's taxonomy places the organism in Eukaryota, Viridiplantae, Streptophyta, Magnoliopsida, Proteales, Proteaceae. Gene Ontology annotation, molecular function: amino acid transmembrane transporter activity.